AUGGAGGCGCGCGCCCAGGACCCAGACUGGGACAGUGAUGAGACGGUGGUGGAGGGCUCGGUGACGGAGAGCGACCCGGAGGAGGAGGAGCUGCCCUGGAAAAGGUUGCUCUUUGAUCAAGAUACAUCUCUUAGAUCUGAAUUCAGUCUCCAUCCUGGUAUAAGUGGAUCGUGUGAAGGCACGCCUUCUCCUGAGAUUCAACUUGGGUUCAAACUCCAAGAGGAUCCACAAGCGCAAAUGAGUGAAAAUAAGACGAUGCCUGUUCUUAGUGAGGAUGCAGUCUUACGGCAACCUCAAGAUGAAAUGGAACAAAAUCAAACUCUGUUACAAGCUAGAAAAAGUUGUCCAGUGUUCACUGUGUCAUUUCCCAAGGCUGAACUUUCACUGAACCACCAAAGCAUUAGAGGGCCUGAGGCUGAAAAUCCAGAAGUUUUGCCGCAUCCAGAAAAGGAACUAAGUGCAGACCAAGACUCUCCUGAAAUUUGCCUUCUCUCAGGUACUGCUAUUAAGGUAUCUGAUGUGGUUGCUGCAAAGGAGAAAUCGUUACUAGAGCCAGAGGAGAUGUCAGCAGCACCAAAUAUAUUUUCUGAGCCUGGAAAGGCCAUCACGUUGACCAUGACUUCUGAAGACACCAAGGAUGAGGAAAGUUCUCUUGAAACUUUUGUGUCUGCCUUAGAAAAGUUACUGACAUCACCAGAAAUCACCCAGGAGGACAGAUUGUUUGAAACAAUGAGUGAUUUUGAACCUAGAGAGUUGAGGAACCCAUUCAGCAACUCUUCAAGUUCCACAUCAUUCCCUUUCACAUGUCACAGAGAUUUACUAGAAAACACAAAGGAUGAUGCAUUGCCAGCUGAAUUGUUAGCAGCCCUAAACACAUUGUCAGAAACCAAGGUGGGACCCAUCUGUCACAGAAAAAAGGGAGGCAGCAGUCUCAAUGCUGAAAUUCAGUGUUUAGGAGUGGAGCCCAAUAUGUCUCAGACUGAUGAAGAUUGUACACAAAUAGCAGAGACUGUAGAAGACCCAAAUCCAUUUGAAUUGCAAGCUUUGGUUAAUCAAAAUGUCACCUCUUGUAAUCCACUAAAUAAUAAGGGAAAUUCAAAUCCAGUGGAAAAUAGCUCUGACCAGAACUCUCCAUGUGUGUUAAGGAGAUCAUCCAGACUAAAAGUAGGCAGAGAUGCAAAGCAUACAGAUGACAUGUAUAAGAUGCCAGAAAUACUUGGCUGUGAGGAGCAAACAGAUAACAGCUCUUCAACUGAGAAUUUCAGAAUGCAGGAUCCUGCUUUAAUGAUUAAAGGUAAAAGGAAGAAUAUGCAUUCAUCCAGACUCAAGAGUGGAGAACAGAUCAGGAAAAACAAAAAACUUGCAAGAAGAAAAGAAAAAAUGAAGAUGAAUAAAAUAUCUCUUUCUAUCAUUAACCGGAGAAAUGUUUUUGGAGAGAACUUACUAUAUAAGGCUGCUCUGCACAAUGAUGCUGAUCUUGUUCAUCAUUGUAUAAAAAAAGGUGCAAAUGUUAAUCAACCAAGUUAUGCUGGUUGGACAGCACUUCAUGAAGCUAGUGUAGGAGGAUUUUAUCAGACAGCAAGUGAACUGCUGAAAGGUGGAGCAGAUGUAAAUAUCAAAGGAAUGUACCAGAUCACUCCCCUACAUGAUGCUGUGAUGAAUGGGCAUUAUAAGCUUAUUUUGUUAGUAGGAAAACGAAAUGGCAUGACAAGUGGAUCUCAGAAGGAUAGCACUGACCCAUUAGAUGUAGAGGAUGCACACCAGCACAAGAAACCAAAAUUCAAUUCCAAAAAUUGCAUUGGGUUUGGUUGUGAUGAAAAUUCCAACAGACAGAAGCCAGAACAUGUAAAAGUCAGUAAAGGAAGCAAAGAGGUUUUAUUUAUAAAGAAAGAAGAUGUAUAUGAACAUUACCAAAAAGAUCCCCAAAACACGAAAUUUGGUAAAUCCAAGCAUAAGGAAUCAACUGUUAACCACAUAUACUCUACGGGACUCAGAAAAGACAAUCUCCAUAAUGUCAAAGAUCCCAGCACAAAUGUUUCUAAAGAUAAAGGAAGAAGAAACACACGACACAAAAGGACUCAAGGGAUUGAUGCAAUCCAGGAAAGCAAUCCAAGAAAGACAAUAGCUGUCUCUUCUUCCAGAAGAAUAAACAGAUUGGUUACUCAGCCGCAGCGUAUUCUGCAAACCCUUUAUGACCUUCCAGAAGAGUCAUGUAAACCUUCCAGCCCAGCUCUGUCAAGCCUGAAAAAUGGAUUGGGUAACAAUAUCAAGGCUUGUUCAGUUUCCAAAGAGACACGUUCCCAGAACCUGGAUGUAUCAGAUAAUCAAGAAAUAAAAUUCUUGGAAUUAGAAUCCAUUGACCAAGCUGAAGCUGUUUCUUUCUCAGGUUUUUCUUUACAUAAAGAAAUCAAGUUGCCACUUGAUAUUACAGAUCAGCAGCCUCACACUCACAAAGAACAACAGCAGAUUAGCCCUUAUAAAUCUCGUGAAAACAGUAACUCAGGUCAAAAAGUUGAGAGCCUUAAUAAGUGGGAAAAUUCUUUCCUAUCCUUUAUAAAGGAAAAUUUUAAUAAUGAUGAUGGUGAUUGCUGUACCUCUGAGAAGACUGUGACAUCUAAAAUGGUGAAAUGUUCUACAGGUUGCAAAAACCACUGUAAUUAUAAAGAGAGUAUAACAAAUGGAGAAGAAAAGGAUUUUCACCAAUCUUUACCCUCUGGAGACCAUUUUUCACAAGAAAAUGAGUUAAAAGCAGGCGGUCUAACCAUACUUCCACGGCAGAAAGAUGUUAAUUUUUCUGAUUCAGAUAACAUAAUAGUUUCUGAACAACAUGUUGCAAAUUAUGAGCAAUGCAUAUAUGGAACUUCUUUUGAUCACUCACAUGGCAAUCCUGAGUGUACUUCCCUGGCUUGUACAAGAACACUUUUAACACAUGGAGUUUCAAAGUUGACUAGUCAUGUGGAGCUAUUCAGAAGGCCUCAGGAUUGUAGCCCCAGAACACCAACUCCUUUAGUAAAGGAAAUAGAUACACAUACUGUGGAAAAGGUGAAUAACAAAGAAGACACUGAAAGGAAUUACACUGACAAAGGUGAAAAAACAAGUUCCUCAAAUGAGCCUUUAUCCACAGUUGUUCAUUCUCAAGUUAUGGAAACAACUACAGUUGAAAAGAGGAGACAAGACUUUCUAGAAAGCAAAACCAUACAUAAUAUAGAUUUUCAUUCCAGUGAUAAUAUAAUUAAAGAAUUGGCCAACGUCCCACAACUUAGUCAAAGAGAAGAGAAGGAAAUUUCUCACAAACCAGAAAUGAAAACAGCUGGGAUCAAUAAGAGGAAUGCCAGAGGGGAAAGCCGGCUUCAUUUGGCUGCCAGAAGAGGAAAUUUAUCUCUGGUGAAAGCUCUAAUAGAAUCUGGAGCAAAUGUGAAUCUAAAAGAUAAUGCAGGUUGGACACCACUUCAUGAGGCAUCUAGUGAGGGAUCUGAUGAUAUAAUUGUAGAGUUGUUAAAAGCUGGUGCUGACGUUAAUUGUGAAAAUCUAGAUGGAAUUCUGCCCUUACAUGAUGCUGUUGCAAACAAUCAUUUAAAGGCAGCUGAGAUUCUACUACGACAUGGAGCAAAUCCUAAUCAAAAGGAUCAAAAACAGAAGACUGCUUUGGAUGAAGCAGAUGAUGAAAAAAUGAAAGAGCUGCUAAAAUCUUAUGGUGCUGUUGAGACUGAUGAUAGAGAUGAGAGUAAUGCUGUAGUCACUGUAAAAAUUCAUGCUGUCCGGUCAAAAAGACAUAAACAGUGUUUUUGUGAUGACUGCAAAACUAUUGAUUCACCUUCUAUUUCACACCAAGAAAAAACAAGAAAAAGCCCUCCUGUGCAUCAGACCAUCAGUGCCAUUCUGCAGGAUAUAGAAGAAAAACAAGAAAAUUUAUUAGAGUUUGAAAUAAGAACCCCCGAAGAGGCAGAACAAUACAUCGAAAAGAUGUUGGAGAUAAAAGAGGUUAUGGAUAACGUGCUUGCCAAACAGAAGGCAGAAAGGGAUGAUCUAGCUAAAAAAUACAGGGUGUCCACAGAAGCAUUUAAGCAGGGAGUCCUGAGAGAGCAGCUGGCCAGCUUGGCCACAAGACAGAAGAGCCUUUUGGUUGUGGCCAAAAAACAGAAAAAAAUAAGCCAGAAAAUUCAAAACUAUAAGAACGUAACAUCUUUGUCUGGUCUUAGUUUGAGGAAGCUGCCGUCCAGCUCAGAAAUCUGUAGUGAAAACGACAGCCAGGAGCUUACCAGUCUGGAAACUUCAGUGCAGCCUCAACCAGGUGCACUGUCUCCUGUCAGCCUUGUUUGUGGACGCGUGCAGCACACACACUUGUCUCUGGAAACGUGGAACGACAGCCAAAAUACCAACACUCGUCUCAAUUUAGAGACAGUGAGAAGGGAAGAAUUUUCUGGAAAUGAGCUGAAUUCUAAACAAAAUGUCACUGACUGUACUUUAGGUGGGUUAUCAAAAUCCAGAUAUUCAUAUGGCACUAAGAAGAUUAAAUUACCAUCCCAACCUGUUGCUUUUACUGCUCAGGCAGAAUAUUCACAAAAAGAAAAUGACCUUACAGAAACUACAGCCAAAGGCUGUGAAUCCUGUGGUCCGUCAGCAGUAACUGGCACAUUAAAUAUUUCAGAAACCAUAAAUGUAUUUGCCCAAAAUGAUGCCCAUCCAUCAACUAUUAUUUGUGAUGAGGCUCUUUCCAAUUGUUAUCCAAAAAGAGAAAAUAGGAAAACAGCUUCCCAGCAGCCCUCAAGGGGGGCAUCAGACUCCUUAGGCAGUGAUACUGGGCAUCAGAUGAAACCUUGUCUUAAGAAAUCAGCUUUUGCUGUUCCACAUGCAAACGACAGUCAGAGCUCCUCCUCUGGGUCUGGCCAUCAACAUACCGUAAAGAAGCCUUUAAACUACAGCACAGCUCCUAAAAAGAAAUGUAUGCAGAUAAAGGAUCUGAUAUUACUAGGAAGAAUCAAUCCAGGAAAUAACAUUCUGGAAUUCAAAACACAGGAGACUACCCACAAAGCCAGUGUUCUAUUGAGUGGUAAAAUUAAGGUAGAAAAUGGUCAGAUUUAUCAAAGUCCAGUUACCUGGCUCAAGGAUCUUCUAGGAGGCGACAGUUAUGUGACCUGGAAUUAUGCUUGGAGUAAGGUAACAUAUCUGGGGAAGGAGCUUUUACAGUAUGUUUCUGAGGAAGUGCCCAUACCCGCAGAACCAAACUCGGUACCUCAGCAACAGCAACCUUGUCUUCCAGACAUGCCUUGUUUGGAUGACCCAGUACAGGAGCCAAGCAAAUAGGUCUUGGAAAGAAUGAAAUUUGGACAAGGAACUUCCAGAGAGUCAAUGCAGAGCAUCCCACAUUAUCUACAAAUAAAUGAAAUACUAUUAAUCAGCGAUCAAGAAUUUCUCCCAUGCCAUAUAAUGGAUCAACAUUGGAAGUUCUAUGUGGAAUGUGAGGAGCUAACAUUCUAAAGUCUUGUUUUCUUAGUAGCUUAUUAGGUUUUUGUUCAGAUUAUUAACCAACAUUCAUAUUUUAUCUUGUGUG
Molecule: messenger RNA, 5551 nt
Organism: Ceratotherium simum simum (southern white rhinoceros)
Lineage: Eukaryota; Metazoa; Chordata; Mammalia; Perissodactyla; Rhinocerotidae
Source: RefSeq, a predicted model, not a curated record